AUGAGCCAGGACUCUUUGAAUCACUCUCCGCGAGACGAGGAAGAGGAGAUGCAGGAGGAGAGCGGCGGGAGGAAGAUGAGGGCAGAGGACGGACUGAUCCUCCAGGGCAUCGUAGGAGGCGCAGUGGACCCAGAGGUCUACUACGAGGAGAAAGGAGGAGAGGACAAGAAAGCAGCAAGCAAGCCUGCAGUCAAUGAUCUGCUCGGACCAAGAGUGGUCAAGGCAAUCGACGAGUUCUCCAGAUCCAAAAGACUCGCAGGCGAUGCUGAAGGAGAGAGGCGAGUUGUUGAAGACGAUCUCGAGGACUCACGAGGUUUGACAAGGCUGGAAGAAGAUCUUGAUCAACGGGCGAGGGAGCACGAGCAACACAAGAAAGAGAUGGAGGAAGCACUGAACAAGGCAGCGGCAGCCUCGCAAGCCUCUCUUGAUGAGGGGAGACGGCAGAUCAGCUCAGCAGCCUGCGCGCAGAGGGCGAGCGAGAUAAAGAAGCUGCCCUGGCAGACCUUGCGAGUCAAGCAGGUUUUCUGUGAGACUCUUGGUUACUGUCAGUCAGCGAGACAUGUAGAUCAAGACCACCAAGAAGCUCUGGAGGUCGCCCGUGUGACGGCAGAACAGGAAUUGCUGGAAGCGUUGAGUGCCGCUCGUCAGAUACUCCGGCAAAGAGCUCUGCAAGAGCAGCAGGAGGCGAUCGACGAAGUCGUCUUUCCCUCCCAUCCUCGUUCCGCUACUUACUUCAACGAUCAGUUGCGCCGAGUGCACGAGUUACAAGUUCAGGAGGCUGUCAACGAGGCUCUUUCCAAGGCAGAUUCUCAGAGGGAGAAAGAGGAGCGAGAGAAAGCGAAGCUUGCGCUCGCUCGUAUCGAAGCGCUCGACAUGGAACGCAAGAGAAACGAGGACAUGAAGCUUGCGAUCGAGAAGGCUGCCUCCAUCGAGAAGGCCAUGUGCGCGAAUUGUUCCCAAGAGUUCAUCGUGCAGGACAACAACGUUGGGAGCUGCAAGUGUAUGUUCAACCCCAACAGCGUGGCCCAGGUUCAUGUGGAGGGAUAUCUCUGGCAUGCAGGAGCAGAGCUGACCAACUGGGUGGUCGUGCUGCCCUCAAAACGAGGUCUUUGGAACGUACGAGGAUCUGAAGAAAGUUGGAUGCCGAGCCCAUAUGGCCCUUUAAGACCCUAG
Guillardia theta CCMP2712 is the source of this 1173-nucleotide messenger RNA. RefSeq lists its product as hypothetical. The coding region runs from base 1 to 1173 and encodes 390 amino acids. NCBI's taxonomy places the organism in Eukaryota, Cryptophyceae, Pyrenomonadales, Geminigeraceae. The transcript is spliced from 16 exons. The record is from RefSeq and is a predicted model, not a curated record.